CGCAAGAGUAGAAUGCGCGUCGCUCUUAGCUUCCAUCCAACUGAACACGGAGUCAGCACAGCCAAGUCGAACUCCGUCGUAACGGUUUGUUGUGCGCGAGAAAAAGCUGUGCAAUUGACUUUCUCAGUGAAAUAUUUGGGACUUUGUGUGUUAACUAAUCACCAAUCCGAACCGUGAGUGUUUCCAUCACUGAGGUGAUGUUUUUUGUGUGGAAAACUACGUGAAAAUUGGUAAUUUUACUGUCAAGAGGCAGGAAAAGUGUGUUGACGGAAUUUGAGUUGAGUUCGCGUGUGUGCAAAUGUGAUUAAUCGAUUUGUUGUGUGUUGAUUCGCGGAGUUCAGUGUGAGAGGCUUCUUAAAACGUCAUCGAAUCAGAAAUACCUGAGACGGUGAAUGCUCCCCGAAUCGCUGGAGCGUUUUGACUCCCCAUUCUAAGUGCUCUCUCUCCACGAAAUUCUUGUCCUCCUUGCCACUGUGAGUUAAGCCCUGUGUGGCCUGAUUUUUUUUUUGCCGCAACCAUAAAGAAUUACCGCCAAAUUUCAGGUGUUUCCAGGUUUAACAUAUGAGAUUUUCCCGCAAGAAUUAACAGGAAUUCUCUAAUAAAAGCUAAGUGGAGUUUUCUCCAGGGCUAUUAACAGUGUGUGAUCUUGUGUUUGUUGGUGUUGGUGUGCGCGAAAAAGAGCAUUUUUCGAGUGAAAAGCUGAAGUUUUGUAUCAAGCAGAGGUUUUUUCUUCCUCUUGAAUUAAACAAUAUUGGAUUACGGAGAAACGAGACGGCGAUACUUGAGUUGAUCGCCAGACCGAGAAUUUACGGAUUUAGAAGAACACACACAGCUCCAUCGGUGAGAGAAGGUACAGCAUUAAAAAAAAAGAGAGAACAACACAGCAUCUGAGAAGAGGGAUCGCGUCAUGGUAUGAAGGAGCCGAAUCACUUUGACGAAAUUGUGCCGGGAAGGCCAACCGCUGCCGAGCUUAGGGCAAUGGCGUUGAGACAGCAGCAACAGAUCGAUUCCCAGCACCAGCUUCUAGCCGCUAAGGAGCAGAGAUUGCGCUUCCUGAAGGCCCAAGAGGCUCGUGGAGCCGCUGCUGCCGCUGAAGGUGAACGCCUAAGGCGACUCCGGGAACGUGUCGAAGCUCAGGAAUCCAAGUUAAGACGCCUUCGAGCACUUCGUGGACAAGUGGAUCUUCAGAAGACCUACAAUGUCACACUGAGCAAUGAUUUGGACUCCAUUAGGGCGCUGUUCAGUGAGAAAGAGAAGGAGUUGAGUUUGGCUGUGGCAAAAGUGGAGGCUCUUACGAGGCAAUUAGAAGACCUGCGGCGAGAUCGACGUGGUCCUCUAAAUCUCAUACCAGGCGGAGCACCCGGUGGCAAUCAACAACAAUCCGCAGCGGCUCGUGAACUCGACAAAUUGCGUCGAGAAUUGAUGUAUCGCAAUCAGCUGUCCCUGCAGCAAGAUGCGAGACUUCAUCUGCAGAGAGAGGCUCUUCAGCAGCGUCAGGCGGAACUGCGUUCAGUGGACCAACGGAUAUUGGAACUUCAGAGUCGAUUGCAGCGCAAGAAGGCAUCAAAUUUGCUCCUCCAGGCAUCCCAGCAUCCUUCUCCGUCUCCACCCCAGUUAACACCACCAGCAGCUACCCAACCACUGCAGAAUGGCACUACAGCCACUGUGAGGCCCUCAAACAAUGUCUAUCCCUCACAGAGGGUAGCUCCGCGCGCCAAUAAUGUGGCUGCAGUGGAACCCUAUGUGCAUACACCUCAAAAGAACUCCGCACCGAUAACAAAGCCAGCUCAGCAUCUUAUCCAUGAUCUCACAGUCCUCAAACAAAUCAAUCAGGCUACGAGUCAGGGAAGCAUUGUAAACCAUGUGGCGUAUGCAGAAAGUGAUGAGAGUAAGCUGGCACGACAGAAGCGUCAACUGGCUGCAAAAAUCAAAGACGCUGACGAAGAUCUAACCGUAACGGAUUUUGCUGUUAAGAAAAACGAUCCCAAAUAUCAAACAUUGCCCUAUAAUACAAAGUUUGGAACACCCUUUGUUAAUAAAACCCCAUCAUCAGCAGCAUCUACGGUUUCAGCAGCAGUAACAACGACGACGACAACAGUAACGUCGAACGGAAGUGUAACGAAAACGAACGAAUGUGAUAGUGAAAAGGCAGGAGAAAUUGUGAAGAGUACUGUAUCCACAACACCCCUGAGUACAGCCCAAAAGAGUCAGAAAGAAGAGAAGCCAACGCCGAAACCCAAGUCACUACAUCAGAUUCCAAGUGGGAAUCUUGUUGUACCACCUCGGAAACCUAUCAGUAGUGUAGCACCCACAACUAUGAUCCCCAAGAUUGUUGCCCACAAUCCCAAAGUACAAAUGGUGGCCCCCAGUGUUAAUCAUGCUACACAGCACAGUGGUAUCCCUGUGAGUGUGACAAACAGCGAAGUAGACAAAGUGAGACCAGCAUUGCCACCAAAACCUAACAAAUCACCACCUCAGUCAGACACCGAUUCUCCUAAUACCUCAACAACACCGGCAUCUACUGUUUCUUCAGCAACAACUACUACUACUUCAACCCCUAUGAUCGUAAGCAUGAUCAACAAGCCUCCGGUUACAGAACCAGCAAGUAGCAGUAGUGAUUCAUCGUCGCCUGUUUUGCCACCUCCUAUGGGUCUCUCUGACAAUCUACCGAUCAAAGCGAAACCCCUUACGAUCAAGAAACAACCCAUCCAUGAACAACCCAAAUUGCGAUCUAGUUCUGGCAUUAAGCCUGUUCAGUAUACUUCGCGACGAAUUGAAAUGCCACCAGCUUUCCUCUUUCCCGAAGUUGCCACUGCUGAACUUAAGGAUAAGAGUGAUCCUCCACAGUCCUCCCCACCAAUUGCUCCGCCAAAACCAUCACCUGAUGAAUCAACAACACCAAUGAAUGGAUCACUUGAUGAAACAGACAAAUCAACAGGCUCAUCAACGACUGAUGACACAGUUACGUCAUCAGAGACUGACGCAAUUCCAAGGAGAACCCGAACAACAUCCAUGGGAGAGGGUGGUGGCAAAGCCAAGUUAGCACGUAGAGUGAGUUUUGAUCCAUUGGCCCUGCUACUCGAUGCCAGUCUUGAGGGUGAACUCGAGCUAGUCCGAAAAACAGCAAUGCAAGUCACUAAUCCCAGUGCUGCCAAUGACGAGGGCAUCACAGCGCUCCACAAUGCAAUCUGUGCUGGUCACUUGGAGAUUGUCAAAUUCCUCGUGGAAUAUGGAUGCGAUGUGAAUGCUCAGGAUAGUGAUGGGUGGACACCACUUCACUGUGCUGCCAGUUGCAACAAUUUGGCCAUGGUGAAAUUUCUGGUAGAGUCAGGAGCUUGCCUGUUUGCGGCUACACUUUCAGACCAUGAAACUCCGGCUGAAAAGUGUGAAGAGGAUGAAGAAGGAUUCGAUGGAUGCUCUGAAUAUCUUUACAGCAUUCAGGAAAAACUGGGAAUCCUCAAUAGUGGCGAAGUAUACGCAGUUUUCUCCUAUGACGCCCAACAGGCUGAUGAAUUGAGCUUUUCAAUCAACGAUCGCCUCACAAUCCUUCGCAAAGGUGAUGAUGCUGAGAGAGAAUGGUGGUGGGCGAAAGAUGGCACGGGAAAAGAAGGCUACGUCCCGCGGAAUCUCCUUGGACUCUAUCCCCGAAUUUCGACGAGGCAUUCACCUAAUCUUGAAUAACAGUUGGUGAGAUGUUGGAGAAAUUUAGAUACUGGAGUCCUGACCAAGUGCUAUGUAUCUCAGUUUAUAUAGAGAAGAAAAAACACCAUCGGCAAUUUUAAAAAGCUUCUUUUAAGUCUUAAGAAAUGCAUCCUCUUCAAAAAGUUGUUUUGUAAUUUUUAAGGAUAUUUCUAAAAAAAAAAUCCCCCUUUUACCCAUUUUUCCUCGAAUCCUUUCCAGGCGAAAGAGAAAUCUAUAUGUAUACAUAGACAUGAGGAUAUGUAUUUCUCCCUUCAACGCAAACACAUCAAAUUAUAUAUUGUUGCCUUUCAAUGGGAUAUAUAUUAAUAAAUAUUAUUCUAUUUUGUUAAUUUUAAGUGUGACGAAGAAGAUAAAAUGUAUUUAAGAAGGAGGCAAAUAAUGCAAAAGAAAAUGCAUUGAAAGUAUUCUUGAAACUUUUAAAAAAAAUUCCCAGUUAUAGAGGAGAAAAAAAGCAGAUACUAUAUUGAAAAAAUUGUACAUUAUACACAUUUUUAGAUAGAAUUAUUAAAAAGAAAAUAAUAGAUGAUGAAAUAUAUCAGUAUAAAUAUACAGAAUUUUUCUGUAUUUUAUAGAGGAAUUCUUGAGGAAAAGUUUCUUAGAAAAAAAAAACUUGAAAGAUGAGAUUUGUGCAGAUAGAAUUGACAUUCCUAGUGAAUAAAUAUUCACAGAGAAACUUUUCUACUCAAAAUAAUUUUAGUGCCAUUUCAAAAUUAUACAGAAAAUAACUAAUAUUUAUUUUAUUUUGAUUGUUAUCCUUAAGCUAUACAACUCAGAUUUUCAUCUUCAACUCCUAAAAUCUGAAACUUUUCCUCAUGAAUUACCCUCCUUAUAUAACAUUUCAAAUCUCUCAAAGAAAUCAUAUCAAAAUAAUAAACAUUUCAUUUUGCAAUCUAUAAAUAAAACCCACAAGAACAUUUCUAAAACGUACAUAAACAAAGUGAAAAGUAAAUUUUAUCAGAUGCUAAAGGGGAGAUGAAAGUAAAUAUCAUGCAUUCUUGUUGUCUUUUAAGGAGUCUAUUUAAAAGACGAUUUAGAAUAAUUAAAUAUUAUAAAAUGUGAAUUUUUUUUUUUCAUUACAUAAAAUCAUCACAUUUUUUUUCGUUGUUGCUUUUUCACAUUUUUACAUCUUACUUAUCUUGUAUUUCAAUUUAUUUUUGCAAGAUAAUUUUAAGAGAACAAAAAAUACACGUUGAAAUUGUUGAGAUUGCAAACGUAACCCAAACACCUGUGUUUAAUUAUUUUGACAAAUUGAAAAUUUAAUUCAAAAAAAUGAUAUGAAAAACAAGACAAUAAUUGACUUUUUAAUCAUCAAUUUAGUGUGUUUCAAGGAUCAAGAAAAAAUUUACUAAGUUGUUGUGUAGUUUGGAAAUAUUAAUAAAAUAUCGACCAAAAGUAGAAUAUUUCUUCUAAAACACUAAAAA
Phlebotomus papatasi is the source of this 5123-nucleotide messenger RNA. RefSeq names its product apoptosis-stimulating of p53 protein 2 (gene ASPP). NCBI's taxonomy places the organism in Eukaryota, Metazoa, Arthropoda, Insecta, Diptera, Psychodidae. Bases 913 to 3681 code for a protein of 922 amino acids. The transcript is spliced from 9 exons. Gene Ontology annotation, cellular component: nucleus. Gene Ontology annotation, biological process: regulation of apoptotic process. Gene Ontology annotation, molecular function: p53 binding. The record is from RefSeq and is a predicted model, not a curated record.